Molecule: messenger RNA, 1049 nt
Organism: Phragmites australis (common reed)
Lineage: Eukaryota; Viridiplantae; Streptophyta; Magnoliopsida; Poales; Poaceae
Product: xyloglucan endotransglucosylase/hydrolase protein 24-like
Exons: 3
Coding region: 108-962 (284 amino acids)
Biological process (GO): xyloglucan metabolic process; cell wall biogenesis
Cellular component (GO): apoplast; cell wall
Molecular function (GO): hydrolase activity, hydrolyzing O-glycosyl compounds; xyloglucan:xyloglucosyl transferase activity
Source: RefSeq, a predicted model, not a curated record
GGCUCCUUGGUCACACCAUCACAAUACCAGUAGCGUAUAAUACAUCGCGUUGCACUGACGCUUUGGUUUCCUAGGACGCCGGAGGCUGAGCCGAGCGCAGGCCGGCGAUGGCUUCCGAUCUCACGAAAACGUUCGUGCUCGUUCUGUGCUCGAUGCAGCUGCUGCUGCUUGCCGGCCUUGCUCGCGCCGGCAACUUCUACCAGGACGUGGACAUCACCUGGGGCGACGGCCGCGGCAAGAUCCUGAGCAACGGCCAGCUCCUGACGCUAUCCCUGGACAGGUCCUCUGGUUCGGGCUUCCAGUCCAAGAGCCAGUACCUGUACGGCCGCUUCGACAUGCAGAUGAAGGUCGUCCCCGGCAACUCCGCCGGCACGGUCUCCACUUUCUAUCUGUCGUCGCAGGGGUCGCUGCACGACGAGAUCGACUUCGAGUUCCUGGGGAACGCGAGCGGCGAGCCGUACACCGUGCACACGAACGUGUACAGCCAGGGGCAGGGCGGCCGGGAGCAGCAGUUCCGCAUGUGGUUCGACCCCACCAAGGACUUCCACACCUACUCCGUCCUCUGGAACCCCAACCACAUCGUGUUCUACGUGGACGGGACGCCGAUACGGGAGUUCCGGAACCGGGAGGCGAUCGGGGUGGCGUUCCCAAAGAGCCAGCCGAUGCGCGUGUACGCCAGCGUGUGGGACGCCGAGGACUGGGCGACGCAGGGCGGGCGCGUGAAGACGGACUGGUCGCAGGCGCCGUUCACGGCGUCGUACCAGGGUUACACCGCGAGCGGGUGCACGUCGCCGGACGCGGCGGCGUGCGCGCGGUCCAACAGCCCGUGGAUGUACCAGGAGCUGGACAGCGCGGGGCAGGACCGGCUCCGGUGGGUGCAGAAGAACUACAUGAUCUACAACUACUGCACCGACACGUGGAGGUUCCCGCAGGGGCCGCCGCCCGAGUGCUCGGCGAAGUAGAGUUUUGUGCGUGCGCACGGAUACGCCCCUGUCAUGUAUGCACGUGCAGUAUAGUUUAAUGAAAAAGAAUGCAUGCGUGUUGCACCA